Austrofundulus limnaeus is the source of this 1055-nucleotide messenger RNA. RefSeq names its product mediator of RNA polymerase II transcription, subunit 18 homolog (yeast) (gene med18). Gene Ontology annotation, biological process: regulation of transcription by RNA polymerase II; termination of RNA polymerase II transcription. The record is from RefSeq and is a predicted model, not a curated record. Gene Ontology annotation, molecular function: transcription coregulator activity. Lineage: Eukaryota; Metazoa; Chordata; Actinopteri; Cyprinodontiformes; Rivulidae. Gene Ontology annotation, cellular component: core mediator complex; mediator complex.
GUUUUCUUACAGAAAAAUGCAUGUUUCUUUUAAUUGGAUACAUCUUUUCUUUGCAACGCUYUCACGCCCAUUUUCAACAGUGUUGAUAAUUUAACACUAGUGGUAGAUAAACGUGUGUGGUUCAUUGAUAGCAAACUUGGCGAACUAGCUUUCAGCUAGCAGGGAAGCUAACAAGCUGUCUGAUUAAGCUAAAUUAACAGGGGUUUAUCAGAAAGAUAGUCGCCACCAUUUACCUGGUUCACUACAGCAGAUUCGGACAAUAAGCGCUGUGCUCUUCACCAUUUCUCAGUUUAUACAAAAGGCUCAAACUUAACUAGAAAAAAAAUGGAGGCUCCUCCUGUCACUGUGAUGCCUGUCACCGGAGGCACAAUCAAUAUGAUGGAGUAUCUAUUACAAGGCAGUGUGUUAGAUAUGGCCCUGGAAAGCUUGUUGCAUCGUCUUCGUGGUUUGUGUGACAACAUGGAACCUGAGACGUUCACAGACCAUGAACUGGUGUAUCUUCUGAAAGGCCAGCAAGGAAGCCCUUUCGUUCUGCGCGCUCGCCGCUCCCUCUCCCACCAAAACGCUCCGUGGCACCUACGCUACCUUGGCCAACCCGAAGUAGGAGACAAGAGUCGGCAUGCCCUCGUACGCAACUGUGUCGACGUGUCGGCUUCUCACAGCCUUCCCGAGUUCCUCAACGAGAUGGGUUUCCGCAUGGACCACGAGUUUGUGACCAGUGGCCACAUAUUCCGCAAAGGUGCUAUGAAGGUUGUGGUGUGCAARGUGUCCCGUGUCCAGGUGCCAGGGAACACCGAGAGCACGGAGCGAAUGUCAAAUUCACAUUUAGUUGAGCUGAGCGUGUUGGCUCCGGCUGGUCAGGACACUGUGUCGGAAGACAUGCGGAGCUUCGCUGAGCAACUCAAACCUCUGAUUCACCUGGAGAAGAUCGACCCGAGCAAGCAGAGACAUUAAAAMUUCAUUUAGUUGUGGUAUUUCCUAGCUACGGUUUGUAUUUUUGUUUUUGGUGUGUUUUGUAGUAAAUAAAAUACAGCUCUACUUUGACCUAAAAAAUA